Molecule: messenger RNA, 6126 nt
Organism: Limulus polyphemus (Atlantic horseshoe crab)
Lineage: Eukaryota; Metazoa; Arthropoda; Merostomata; Xiphosura; Limulidae
Product: Down syndrome cell adhesion molecule-like protein Dscam2
Exons: 32
Coding region: 215-5770 (1851 amino acids)
Biological process (GO): dendrite self-avoidance; homophilic cell-cell adhesion; axon guidance
Cellular component (GO): plasma membrane; axon
Molecular function (GO): cell-cell adhesion mediator activity
Source: RefSeq, a predicted model, not a curated record
UGGAAGUCGUAAACACAGCCUGUCCAAGACGUACUUUCUGAUUUUACUUGGGUGGUUUUUUUUUAACGAAAUUGUCGUUCGUCGUGAAACACGAGAUAUUUGGGGGACUUUACGAUCAAGUUAAGCCAAAUAUCAACACUUUUAAAUGUAGAUCAAACAAGUACAGAUGUCAGUUAUUUUUAAUCAAUUAGUCUGAUUGUCAUUGUAGCACGAAAUGUUGACAUACAGCAGCGGCUCAUCCAUUCUCUUCAGGUUCACUUCUAAGAUGCUGUUAUCAACCAUGACAAUCUGGCUGCUUCUGUUCUCAAGAUUACAGACAGGUGACGCUACUUUCUCCGAAUACAGCGCUCCCACGAUAAGUUUUGAACCUCCUUCAAGUGUAACUUUCCUCAACAGUUCAGGAAUGUCUCUUCGUUGUUCUGCUACGGGAAACCCUAACCCUGAUAUCUAUUGGGUUCUGACAGAUGGUACAGAAGCUAUCGACGUUCCUGGUUUACGGAUUUCCUUGUCUAACGGUACACUAGUGUUUCCACCGUUUCGUUCAGAAAGCUUUCGACAGGACAUUCACUCACUUGCUUACCGCUGUGUGGCAUCUAACUCAUUGGGCAAAGUCGGAAGCAGAGACAUUCAAGUGAAAGCAGUUUUAAAACCAGAUUAUGAAGUUCAGACUAAAGACGAGAUCGUUAUACGAGGAAAUACGGCAAUUCUUUACUGUCAUUUACCCAAAUACGUCAAGGAAUACGUCACGGUUACGUCAUGGGAAAGAGAAGAUGGUAUGACAAUCGUAUCAAAUGUGGCUAGUGGUGGCAGAUACAGCGUUCUUGCUAAUGGAGAACUUCAUAUUCGGGAUACUAUGAUGAACGAUGGAUUUCACUUUUACAGAUGUCACACAAGACAUGCACUGAGUGGCGAAGGCCGAUUCAGCAUGACUCGAGGGCGACUAAUCGUAAUAGAUGCAAAAGAGAGGCAAGCUCCAAAGCUGUCUUCCACUAGAACCUCCAUCCACGUCCAGGAAGGAGAACCAGCAGAACUAACGUGUGCUGCUCAAGCUUUUCCUCUUCCCGGUUACAAAUGGUACAAAAAUGAAGGAGGACGACCGAUUUCCGUGGAUCUAGACGGAAGAGUCAGCCAAGUGAGUGGAUCUUUGUACUUCCGAAGAACUUACUUCCAGGACACAGGGUCUUACGUCUGUGUUGUUACAAACAGCGUCGGAGAACAAAGAAUGGACAGCACACUUAGUGUUACAGUUCCCCUACAGGCUUUUAUUGGGCCAAAACGACUCCUAGUUGAUGCAGGGAGCUCUGUAACUCUAACGUGUAACGUUACUGGUUAUCCAAUAGAAACAAUUUACUGGAUGAAAAACCAACGCCAUCUGGCGGUUGGAAAUAAUAGAGUUAGAGUACUUUCCCGCCAUACACUACACCUUACUUCGGUGAAAAGAGAAGAUAAAGGGGUGUAUCAGUGCUACUCCAGAAACAAGGACAGCUCCACUCAAGCUUCUGUCGAACUGAUGUUGGGAGAAACACUACCUGCGUUCUUGGACAGUUUUAACGAACAAAUAAUUCAGCCGGGACCUGGCGUCUCUUUACGCUGCAUUGCUUCUGGAACACCCUUACCUCAAGUCACGUGGUCAGUGGAUGGGUUUCCCGUCCAAGACGACGAGCGAGUGCGUGUUGGAGACUUCGUCAGUCGGAGUGGUGACGUUGUCAGUCACGUGAAUAUUACUGAUACACACGUGGAAGAUGGUGGCUUAUACACUUGUACAGCCAAGAACGAGGUCGGAAAAAUUCAAAACUCUGCUAGGCUCAAUGUUUAUGGACUUCCAUCGGUCAAAACUUUAAAGGACAGGUCAGUUGUGGCAGGAGAAAACUUGCUUAUCCACUGUCGUGUAGCUGGCUAUCCUAUUGAAGAGGUCACUUGGGAUAAAGGUGGUAAACGCUUACCCACCAACAAGAGACAACGGCUAUUUCGAAACGCAAGCCUCGCCAUUAGUAACAUCCAGAAAGUCGAAGAUGAAGGAAUAUAUUCGUGCACAGCCAGAAACAGAGAUGGCGCCACUGCCAUGGGAAGUGUGAAAGUUACUGUUCAAGUAAAACCAGUUAUUCUACCUUUCAACUUUCCAAGAGAAAUACAAGAAGGGAUGAAGAUUCGUCUGUUUUGUACAGUUGCUACUGGCGAUCCUCCAUUCCAGCUUAGCUGGUACAAAGAUAGCCAGCCUCUUUUGCCAGAGCGUGAUGACGUCAUUAUAAAUAUUCCGGGUGAAGAUUAUAGCUCCUUAAUUAUAGAGAGUGCCAGGCCUGACCACAAUGGUCGAUACACGUGUAAUGCAAAGAAUGCUGUAUCUUCUGUGAACUACACGGCGACUCUUGUGGUCCGAGUUCCUCCGAGAUGGCGUAUUAAACCCUCUGACCUUAGUGUUGUGGUGGGAAGAAGCGUCACCUUACACUGCCAAGCCGAAGGAUAUCCUCAACCCCAGAUUGUAUGGGAAAGAAAAGCAGGAUCAAAAGUAAACGGCUAUCAGCAUAUUAGUACAAGUUACCAUCACCAGGUCUUCGAAAACGGAUCAUUAACGAUAGAGGGCGUCACCGAACAAGAUGCAGGGCUAUACUUGUGUCAGGCAACGAAUGGAAUUGGACCGGAAUUGAGCACGGUGGUUAACCUUAGUGUACACUUUGCACCACAGUUUCACACCAAAUUUCGAACUCAAAUGGCACAGAAAGGAGAAUCUUUUGUCAUAAACUGUCAUGUGACAGGUGAUCUGCCAAUAUUUAUUGAUUGGUUACGUGAUCAACAUCCUUUGGACGUGGAUCUAGAAUCAAGAAUCGAAAUAAGACAACAUGCAGAAAAUCGGGGAAUGAAAUCUCAACUACAGAUAUUUUCGGCGUCUCGGAGCGACUCCUCCUUGUAUACCUGUAGAGCGUCGAACAAUUAUGGAUCAGACGAGACAAACAUUCAAUUAAUAAUUCAAGAGCCACCUGAUUCUCCUAGAGAAAUCAAACUUCUUGAAACCGGAAGUCGAGAAGUGGCAAUCACGUGGAGUCCACCAUUUAGCGGAAAUAGCUUAAUAGUCAACUACACCAUACAGUGGAGAUCUAAAGGUGUCUCUACGAUAUGGGAAACACACACAGUUCUAGCCAAUGAAACAUCUUUUAGAAUCCACAACUUGUAUCCAGCGCAGACUUAUGAAGUUCGAAUGUUGGCAAGAAAUGUCAUCGGGACAAGUCAACCAGGAAACAUUUUUAUGUUCUCAACUGAGGAGGAAAUACCGGAAAGUCCUCCUGAGGAUGUUCGAGUGGAAGCUAUUAAACCGCAAUCUUUACAUGUGUCGUGGAAGGCGUUACCUUACGGGUUGAGUAAUGGGAUAAUCCAGGGCUAUUACAUAGGGUACAAAAUAACCAAUACCACAAACUCUUUUCAAUAUAAAACUGUGAAAAAUGAGUCGUCAGUCGUCUCUCGAAUCGAAUGUGAACUUCGGGGAUUGGAAAAAUAUACUUCUUACACUGUAGUUGUCCAGGCUUUCAACAGAAAAGGUGCAGGUCCCCGGUCUGAUCCCGUGAUUGGAAGAACUCAGGAGGAUGUUCCCAGUUCUCCACCUCAACAAUCUGCUUGUAUUCCGAUGACGUCACAGAGCAUGAAGGUCACGUGGCAAACACCACCACUUGAGUCACUUAACGGUGUUUUAAAAGGUUACAAAAUAAUUUUUGUUCGUAAUGACGAUUUUACUGGCCCUCAGACUAAUGAAAUAACCGUUGGUGGAGACAAAGCAUCAGGCAUUUUACAUAAACUGGAGAAAUUCUGUAAUUACUCCAUCACUAUCUUAGCUUUCACAAGACAAGGAAAUGGCAAACCUAGCGAGCCGAUUUUAUGUACAACUUUAGAAGAUGUUCCUGGCCCUCCAGCGGACAUCAAAGCCAUGCCAAUGUUACCAGAUGCUAUACUGAUUAGCUGGCGUCCGCCAUUGAAUCCAAAUGGGAUCAUACGAAAAUACACUUUGUACCAGCGGACUUCAACUGGGACUCGUAAGAACACAAUCAAGAUGACGCUUCCUCCUUCUCAAAGACAUUAUAAAGCACAAAAACUGCCUCGCAACUGGCGCUUUGAAUUCUGGGUAACGGCGUCUACCGCGGAAGGAGAAAGUGAGGCUACAAGAGUUUUAUCACAAACUACUUCAGAUUCAGUUCCUGCCCGUAUUGCUUCGUUUUCUGAACAUGUCUUAGUUACCAGAGGAUCGAGCUUAGUGCUUCCUUGUCAAGCAGUCGGAAUACCAGCUCCUAAGAAGAAAUGGAGUUUCAGGGGACGUCCAGUCGUCGAAGGGGGACACCGUGUUCGUAUUUUGGUAAAUGGUUCUUUAUACAUUCCAAAUAUUCAAGACAACGACUUCGGAAAUUAUACCUGCCACGUGGAAAAUAGCUACGGAGCAGACGAGAUAAGUUUCGCUAUUACCGUUAGAGGUUAUCUCCUAAGUUACAGACGAGAGUAUGGAAGUUGGGAGGAGAUGGAAAUACCACCCGACAGACAAACAGCAACAAUAAAAAAUCUUCACUGUGGAACAAGGUACCUCUUACGAAUAGCGGCAGUUAGUCAAAUCACCGCAGGAGAAUAUAGCAAGCCUAUUUAUGGUCGAACUGAAGGAAAAGCUCCACAAGCUCCUGCAAAAGGAACCUUUAUUAGAGCAAACUCCACGUAUAUGAUUCUUUAUAAGGAGGCUUGGAACAACGGACGCUGUCCAAUUAGGUCGUUUAUCAUUCGCUACAAACGUUUUUUCGCUACUGAUUGGACAUUGGUAAAUAAUGAUGCUAAAUCUUACGUGAUGAUUAGGGAUCUCUCACCGGGCACGUGGUAUAAGGUAUGGGUGACGUCACAUAACGAAGCUGGCUCAACAGUAGCAGAAUAUGACGUUGCAACACUAACACUAAAUGGCGCUACAGUAGCUCCAGUUUUCUUUGAAAGUAGCCGAGCUCCAGCGAACCUGUGGGAAGAUCUAAACAUCAUUAUUCCAAUCGUUGCUGCUGUUGUGGCUUUGUCGGUCGUCCUAGGUGUCGCUAUAUGCGUAUGCUUAAAGAAGCGCCAGAACGAAGAGAUCUAUGAAAGAAGAGGAGGUAAUUCAAAUAGCUUUGCACUAGUGCCACCUAGUGGUCCUAAGAAAUAUUCGGAUACCGUCCAGCAUCAAGAUACUCCUAUUUAUCAAAGCGUUCCCAAAUCACAGACACAUCUACCUGAGCCUACAUCUGCCUCUGAACACUUGAUACAUGACUGUCAGAGACAAUAUUACGAUGACGAACUGGCACCUUACGCCACCUUCCGGCUACCCGGUUGUGAUUCAGACACCGAAAGUUCCCAGGGUACAGUUCGAGAACUACAGACCUUUGGCAACCAAUACGAGCGGUCUUUCCCCGAUCCUUCGGCUCAGCAGGAAGAUCCAACCUGGCAAAACGUGAAAAUAGGCAGUCAUCCAAAACGUUUAGGGUAUCGGAUCUUUGAUGUCACUGACGCACAAAAAUUGCCUGCUUCAAGUUUUUGGGAAGAACAUCAGAAUCCUGAAGAUUCCGUUGUCCAAGUUUUUACUAAAACUUUAAAACAACUAUCAAAGUCCAACGAACCGUCCAGACUUAGCACCGAUUUGGAAAACGGAAGUGGGAUUGAGGAAAAGUAUCUUUUGGUGACUAAAAACUUGGAAACUUCUUCAGGUGGAAAGAAUUUGGCAAGUGGCGAUAGUCACUGGCGAAACCUAGGAAAUGGACAAGGGGAGAAGAGUCGAAUGUAUUUUUAACUACAGUGGGAUUGUUUCGUAGCAUGUCUAAAACCGCGAGUGUUUUAAAUUCUGAGAGAUUGUUUCGAAGGACAUGAAAGAAACCGAAUUUUUUAACUCUAGUGGAAUUGUUUCGUAGGCCAUCACAGAAACCGAACGUGUUUUGAACGCAGGUUGUUGUUGUGUAGGCCAUCACAGAAACCGAACGUGUUUUGAACGUAAAAUAUUUCGAAGGACAUGAAAGAAACCGAACGUGUUUAGAACGCAGGUUGUUGUUGUGUAGUACAUUACAGAAACCGAACAUGUUUUGAACGUAAAAUAUUUCGAAGGACAUGAAAGAAACCGAACAUGUUUUGAAUGCAAAAUGUGUCGAAGGA